Molecule: messenger RNA, 3505 nt
Organism: Meriones unguiculatus (Mongolian gerbil)
Lineage: Eukaryota; Metazoa; Chordata; Mammalia; Rodentia; Muridae
Gene: Necab1
Product: N-terminal EF-hand calcium binding protein 1
Exons: 13
Coding region: 379-1464 (361 amino acids)
Biological process (GO): regulation of amyloid precursor protein biosynthetic process
Cellular component (GO): cytoplasm
Molecular function (GO): calcium ion binding
Source: RefSeq, a predicted model, not a curated record
GUCUGUCCUGUCCUGUAAGCUAUCCUGUGGUGGGCAGGGUCCGGGAGGUUACCCCUGGCAUGUAGCUAAGGGAGUGCCAUGGCCGGGGAAUGCUCGCAGGCAAGGGGAGCUUGUUGCUAAGUGCAGGAUGAGCCUGAUCCCCCAGUGAGGCGCAGUCCGCCUGGGAAGGGGGCGGCGAGAGCUAGUGUUGAAGCCGAGAGGAGGGAGAGGGAGGAGAGUCCGCGCUGAGCGGAGGGAGGCACGCGCAGCGGAGGAGCAAACACCCACUCUCCUCCGAGCCCGGCGGCGCGGCGCGUGGAGGCAGCAGCGGAGACAGCAGCAGGUCAGAGCGGCUGCAUCCCGCCCAGUCCGUCUCCGCCAGCGUCGGGGCUUCGGAGGAUGGAGGAUUCCCGGGAGACUUCGCCGUCCUCCAACAACUCCUCGGAAGAGCUCAGCUCUGCCCUACAGCUGUCCAAGGGCAUGUCCAUCUUCCUCGACAUACUGAGGAGAGCAGACAAAAAUGAUGAUGGGAAAUUGUCCUUUGAGGAAUUUAAAGCCUAUUUUGCUGAUGGAGUUCUCAGUGGAGAAGAACUACAUGAGCUCUUCCACACCAUUGACACACACAAUACCAACAAUCUUGACACAGAAGAACUAUGUGAAUAUUUUUCUCAGCACUUGGGUGAAUAUGAGAAUGUGCUGGCUGCCCUUGAAGAUCUGAAUCUCUCCAUCCUGAAGGCAAUGGGCAAAACAAAGAAAGACUACCAAGAAGCCUCCAAUUUGGAACAGUUCGUCACUCGAUUUUUGUUGAAGGAGACCUUAAAUCAGUUGCAGUCUCUCCAGAACUCUCUGGAAUGUGCCAUGGAAACUACUGAAGAGCAAACCCGUCAAGAAAGGCAAGGGCCAGCCAAGCCAGAAGUCCUGUCUAUUCAGUGGCCUGGAAAGCGAUCCAGCCGCCGAGUCCAGCGACACAACAGCUUCUCCCCAAACAGCCCACAGUUCAAUGUCAGCAGUCCAGCUCUGUUAGAAGAGGACAACCAGUGGAUGACCCAGAUAAACAGACUCCAGAAAUUAAUUGAUAGACUGGAAAAGAAGGAUCUGAAACUUGAGCCCCUGGAAGAAGAAGUUAUUGAAGAGAACACUAAACCUCACAUCAUGCUCGUACAGCGCCAGAUGUCUGUGAUGGAAGACGAUCUGGAGGAAUUCCAGCUUGCUCUGAAGCACUACGUGGAGAGCGCGUCAGCCCAAAGCGGGUGCCUGCGUAUUUCAAUACAGAAGCUUUCAAAUGAAUCCCGCUACAUGAUUUAUGAGUUCUGGGAGAACAGCAGUGUGUGGAAUCGCCACCUCCAGACAAAUUACAGCAAGACAUUCCAAAGAAGCAACGUGGACUUCUUGGAAACUCCAGAGCUCACUUCUACCAUGCUAGUUCCUGGUAACUGCCGGAGCAUGCCUCACGCUUCCUCCUGGUGGAUCCUGAACAACAAUUAGAUGUCCCUGCACCACGUCUUUAUUGUUCCGAGUUCAAGUGUUCUUAUCUAAAAUGUAAACUGGAAAGUUCUCCGUGGUUGUCAAUGUGCUGCAGACUUUUGUUCAAUGUUAUAAGUACAUCUUCUGAAGUGUAUUCUGUAACUAUCUCAGUAGUUACUCUUGGUAUUUGAUGAUAAUUGACUUGCUACACUGUAAUCAUUCAUUAUAGCAAAAUCCUAAUAUAUGAAAAUGGCACAUAAAGUAAUAAAAUGUGACAAUUCUGGUAAAAAUGCUAAGUGAGAACAUCACAUCAUAGAGCUGGGUUUGUACACUGCUCUAAAGCAGUGGUCUCAACCUUCCUAAUGCUGCAACCCCUUAAUACUGUUCCUCGUGUUGUGACCUCCAACCAUAAAAUUAUAUUGUUGCUACUUCAUAACUACAAUUUUGCUACUGUUAUGAAUUGUAAUGUAAAUAAAUAUCUUAUAUGUAGGAUAUCUGAUAUGCUAUCCCCAAAGAAGUCAUGACCCACAGGUUGAAACCCACUGCUCUAAAGGAUUAUAUCCAUCCUUUGUGGCUUUUCAGUAACACAUUUUUGUGAGAGAAACAUUCUUUUUCAGUAAGUUCCACAUGGUCCUCCAACUAUCCUCCUUAUAAUUCCUUUAACAUUAAUAUAAAUGCAUAGAACAACCGAGACUAUAUCCUGUAGAAGCUGUUCAUGCGUCAUGUUGUAAACUGGUAUUUUGGACAAUCUAUAGUAACUUAGGGCAUUUACUACUGUGACACCUUAUUUGUUAGUAUUAUAAUCUCAUAUAUAAGCUAGAUAUUAUUGAGCCAAGAAGAAAGCUUUACUUUGAGGAAGUUAAUGUUUAUGUCAGAAGCCUUUGAUAUAUGAUCCAUAUAAAUAAUGGGUCUUAUGAAAAAUGAACACUUGAAUUUAAAUGAAGUUUUUUUUUUUUAAUUCAGUACUUUAAAACUAAAACUUCAACUCAACUGAAUAAGGAAAUUUAAAACAAGGACAAAGCUUUAGAACUGAUUGCCUACUUUGUAUACUUUCCUAUUGUGACUAAGAUAAAUGACAUUUCUUUUCUGCCAUUCUCUACAAGCUCUGGCUAUAGACUCUACUACGAGAAUACACAUAGACCUAUUGUCAUGUUAUGCUCUCAUACAAACGCCUUUGAAAGUCUGGGCUUGAGGGAAAAUAAAUGUAAAAUAUUAUAGUAUUUUUAACAGUUGGAAAACUUAGGGAAAGAGAAAGCUUGGAUGAAAAUGUCAUUUUAUAAAUAUGAGACUUGAUCUAGAAAUAUUGUCUCAAAAUAGUUUAUGGAACAUUGAUUUACUGAAUCCUUUUGUAUAAUUUCAGUCCUCUUCAAUCUUAUAUAAAAUUGCAUAGUUUGUUAGACCAAACUGGAAACUUUUUACCCACAGGGACUCGUGUGUGUGUGUGUGUGUGUGUGUGUGUGUAUUCGAAUCUUACGAUGACAAGCACUAUGAAACAUCUCUUGUUACAGGAGUGCAGGGCAAAGCAUGAACGAAGUAAGACAGUGACUGCCAAGACAAACUGCACAUGUGUGAAAGCAGGGAGGAGCAGAGCAGUCUCUGGCCUCACUGAGGUUUCACUCAAGUUCUGAAACCCAGGGGACUUCCAACAUACAAAUGCUUCUGGGAAAUGCUGGUGAAUAACGCUUUCAAAUGACAGAUUACAACCAAUCAAAACAUUGUCUCAAAUGGCCCACUUCAUUUCCAACCCAAAAAUCCUAUCAAGUGUUUUAUACACCACUAGGUAGUUUUCAAUGUAGCAGAGUAGUACAGCUUCAGACAAAGGCCCCUGAUUACAAAUUUGCAUGAGUUUUGUAAAUAUAUUAAACUAGAACCAAAGGACUUGAGAAAAAAGCAAAUUAACCAAUUUAGCUCUGAUAAUUCUGAUCUCAUCUAUUAUAUAUAUAUAUUUAUAAGUAUGUUUAAGUGUGUUUGUAUGCAAGUGCCUAUAUAUGAUAAUACAUACACAUACUGGUUCGUAUGACCAAAAAAAGGAAAACAGUAGGGGGCCACACACACACAGACU